AUGCUGCUAUUAUUAGCAGUACUUCUCUUAAAAGCAAUAGCUAUAUAUGGCAAGGAUCCCGAGCUGGUUGUAGUUACUGUAGCGACAGAAGAAACAGACGGUUUGCGCCGUCUUCUCAAGUCAGCGCAACACUUUGACAUCAAAGUGAAAGUGCUAGGCAUGGGAGAGGAAUGGAAAGGCGGAGACACUAGGACAGGCGAGGGUGGAGGUCAAAAGAUCCGACUACUGAAAGAUGGUUUGAAGGAGUAUAAGAACCGUGACGACGUGAUCAUUUUGUUUGUUGAUGCAUAUGAUGUUAUCUUCACGGCUAGCCCUGGUACGAUUAUGGAACGUUUCGUAACGCAUUUCCCAGAUUUACGAAUUCUUUUCGGAGCGGAGCCUUAUUGCUGGCCUGAUGAGGCUUUGGCCGCAGAGUACCCCGUAGUUGGAUUUGGAAAGAGGUAUCUUAAUUCUGGUCUCUUCCUCGGUUAUGCGAAAGAGGUCUACAAAAUGAUCAAUAUUGAGAUGGUAGCUGACGAUGAGGAUGAUCAACUUUACUACACUAUGAUUUAUCUGAAUAGCAAAUUGAGGAAGGAUCUCAAAAUCGGAUUGGACUCAGCCUCGCGUAUCUUUCAAAAUUUGAAUGGAGUCAUUGACGAUGUAGAAUUGCAGUUUGAUGAAGACACCGGAGAAGCUUUGGCCUACAAUGCAGCAUACAACACUCAUCCAGCAAUUCUGCAUGGCAAUGGGCCUAGCAAAAAUCACCUAAACUAUUUGGCAAAUUAUAUGCCUGGUCGAUGGUCUUCGAAGAAGGGGUGCGCAUACUGUGGAAAGAAGCCGAAACUUGAUCUUUCGAUUGCUGACGAACCGGAGUUCCCAUUUGUCACCGUAUCCAUCUUCAUCGCGAAGCCAAUACCAUUUAUCGAAGAGAUGCUCGAAGCUUUUGCGCGUCUCGACUAUCCAAAGAAAAAGAUGGCGUUGUACAUUUACAACUCCCAACCGUUCUGCAUCAAGACUGUUAUGGAUUUCUUGUCCAAGUACGGUACGGAAUACUAUUCGAAAAAGAUUGUCAACGGUGUCACCGAGAUAGGCGAACGAGAAGCCAGAGACGAAGCUUUGAAAUUUGCAGCACGAUUCAAAACUGAAUUUCUAUUCCUCUUAGACGGUGAUGUCAUGCUGACAAAUGAGAAGGCGCUACAGAUCUUGGUGGAGGCUUCUAUCAACUAUGAAGCAGGCAUUGUCUCUUCAGUGAUUGGCCGACCAGGCAAAAUGUUCUCGAACUUCUGGGGUGCAAUCGCUCCAAGUGGUUUCUAUGCUCGUAGCGAAGACUACAUUGCUAUUCUGUCACGCAAAAGAGUUGGCCUAUGGAAUGUACCCUACAUUAGCGCAGCCAUUCUCAUCAGCAUGGAGAAAUUGGAGAAGAUGAAGGCCCCAUUCACUUAUGACAAAACACUUGAUCCAGAUAUGUCCUUCUGUCAAUGGGCUAGAGAUAAUGGUCACUUUAUGUACGUUGAUAACGAGCAUUCAUUUGGAUUCCUCGUUGUCAGCGACGAUUUCGAAGAGAUCGUGGACGAGGGUAAGCUGCAUCCAGAAAUGUGGGAAAUCUUCGAAAAUCGUGACCUUUGGGAAGCCCGUUAUCUACACCCGGAUUACAAAAAACACCUCGCAGAAGAUAUUGAAGUCCUACAGGCUUGCCCCGAUGUCUACGAUUAUCCCUUGAUGUCCGAAAGAUAUUGCAAAGAAAUGAUCGAAGAAAUGGAGAAUUUCGGAAAGUGGAGCGAUGGCUCGAAUAAAGAUUCACGUCUUGCUGGAGGAUACGAAAAUGUUCCAACUAGGGAUAUUCACAUGAACCAGAUUGACUACGAAAGGCAAUGGCUUCACUUUAUGAACGAGUACGUAAGACCAAUGCAGGAGAAGACGUUCAUUGGUUACUACCAAAACCCUAUCUACUCUCACAUGAUGUUUGUGGUCAGAUAUCGUCCAGAUGAACAGCACUCGUUGCGACCUCAUCACGAUGCCAGCACUUACAGCAUCGAUAUUGCUCUCAACAAAAAAGGCGUCGACUAUGAAGGAGGAGGUGUUCGCUACACUCGAUACAAUUGCACUGUCCCUGCUGAUCAAGUUGGCUACACAAUGAUGUUCCCAGGCAGACUAACGCACCAACAUGAAGGACUACCUACCACGAAGGGAACACGUUAUAUUCUUGUUUCAUUCAUAAAUCCCUAACUUGCCAAAUAUGUCACUUUUGAUCUCUAGAUAAUUAGUUAUCUGUCUGCUUGCACUGCCAUCUUAUUUUAUUUUUGACAUUGCUGCUGACCUGCCUCUCCAUGAGACGAUUUGCUUUCUUGACUCUUGAAACAGCGUGAGUUUCUCGAAAGACUUGCCAAUACCACGGGAAUCUCUGUGCCUUCAAAUUAUCUAAUAAAUAUUGAACCU
Messenger RNA from Cylicocyclus nassatus, 2415 nucleotides. NCBI's taxonomy places the organism in Eukaryota, Metazoa, Nematoda, Chromadorea, Rhabditida, Strongylidae. The record is from the annotation of a GenBank genome assembly.